CGUUGACAUUUGGUGUCGCGUGCUUCGUGGACGCUGUAGCGUGGUUCUGCGGUCUCUUUAAGACGCUCUGGUUAAUUCAGUGUAACUAGACGCGUUAGUUGAAACCUGUUUUUCUGCUGCUGCUGAUGCUCUGGAUGUUGCAGUGUGACCGUGGAAAAAAAGCGGCGACAGACAUCCAGUCGCUUUCGCACCCAGAUAACCCAGGCUUUCCACGGGGAUUACCGUCUGAAGAUGCAUCGUUAUUAGCCCGGAGAAACCAUCAGCAUCGUCUGCUGCGAUCUGACACAAAGACGGACGUAACUUACUGCUUGGAUUUUAUCGCUGAAAGGGCAGCCUGAACAUCGUCGAGACGGAUAAAUAAACGCGAUGUCGUCGGAAAAACACGGAUUGGAGGAGGCCGCGGGGAGGCAGUCCAUGUCUCAGCCGAUGAUGCAGAUGGCUCCUCCUCCUUACCUCCCCGCCCAGGACCCCAACAUGCCCCCUCAUCCCCCGCCGCCCGGCUGUGCCCCGCAGCCCAAUUACCCCCCCCCCUCCCCUCCCGGAUCCGAGGGGUAUCUGCAGGAAACCCAGUUCCACUGCGGCACCCUCGGCCCCCAGGGAGCUUCGAACGGAUACCCGGUUCAGACCCACGGACCUGUGGGCACCGUCCCUCAUCCCCCGGUGGGCUACUUACACACAGGAUACCCCCUCCAGCUGCAGCCCUGCACAGCCUACGUGCCCGUCUACCCUAUAGGCACAGGGGCGCAGCCUUACAUGCCCAACGGUGCGCCUCAUCCAGGUGUUGCCCCGGGCCAGAUGGCCAUGCAUAUGCCAAAUGGCAUUGCUCUGAUGGAGUCUCGUCGUCCUCCUCACGACUACCUGCCCAUCGCCGUCCUCACCACUGUCUGCUGCUUCUGGCCCACAGGAAUAAUCGCCAUCAUCAAAGCAGUGCAGGUGCGUACCGCUGUGGCUCGAGGAGAUAUGGUUACAGCAGAGAUCGCCUCUCGUGAGGCGCGUAACUUCUCCUUCAUCAGUCUUGCGGUGGGAAUCGCCUCCAUCGUGCUCUGCACCAUCCUCACCGUUGUGGUCAUCAUCGCCUCUCAGCACCACGAUGACGACUGGGAGCCCUAGAGAGCCCUAGAGGGCCCAGCUCGGGACGCACCGCCCAUCCCGACCCCAUCAUUCCAGUCGGUAUUCUGCUUUUUCUGUCACACAGCACAGUUCUGACGCUCAAGCCACCACAUCCUAAUCUCCAGUCCAAAAUACACUUUUACAGCCAUUUGAUCAUGUAUUAGUUAGAAGAUAGUUUGACGGUACGGUAAAUCGGAGCGUGGGGAACACAGCGCGUCUGCGGUGUCGUAAGCGGUGUACGCUCACACUCACGUGAACCUACCUGAACACUUCCUGUUUCUCCUAAACAAAAGCCUGUGCUAGAUCAGUAGUUAGAAAUAUAGUGUACUAAAGGCUUGAGUCAGGUCAGGUGUGUUAUCAUUUGCUCUUUAAAUCUGCCAAAAAUGUUGCUUUUUUUAAAAGAAACACACUAAGUAUUACAGGAACAUGAUUUUGGUGUUUUUUGACGUUCGAAACAUUCCACCUAUUAUUUGUGCCAUUUAUCUGUUUAGAAAGACGGUAUGUUUCUUUGCAGGAUAAACUGACAAAUUUACUAACUCCACUAAGUGUGGAUAAAUCGUGUUUUCUAUACGCUAAGUAUCGAAAAGUGUAACAUAAUGUAUUGAAUAAGUCGAACGCCUAAUAGAUUGAAAUAGGUCGAUAUUGUAUAACUGGAUUUUCACCCAAAGCAACUUCUGUUGAGUGUGUAUCAGUAUUGAUUACUCGGUGCUUUCUUUUCUGAGGCCAGAAGUCUACGCUACGCAGUACACAAACACAGAUGCAAUUGUUUGGCUAAUGGCUACAUGUUAAAAAAAAAUGGCAAAAAUGAAGCCUUGGUGAAUCAGUUUGGUUGUUUGAACUUAGUGUGUUGUUCAAGCUGUUGAGUUCAUACAGCAGAUGAAAAGCCAGGCGUAAUAAAGGUGUUCAGCAACGAGCUGAAGAGCUUUUAGCUGAACAAAUGAUGCCCAUUUUUGGCUUACCUGUCUGUCUGCUGUGUCUCAUACACAAAAUGCACACUAAAACAGUCAGCAGUCUUUUGAACAUUUAGUUUAAUUGCAUGUUAAAUUUUUGCACUACUUGUUGCACAAUUGACCGGCAAUCGAGUUUGAUUGACAGGCGAACAGACCAAUCAUAAAGAAGCAUCUGCUAUUUUGUCCAACAAACAAAUCGGACGGUAGAUUAACACUUUUAGACUUUAACCUGAAAAAUUAAUCUAUCACGACACAUUAAACGGUCACGAAACCAUAUUUGUCUUUAACAUUUCUUAAAAAUGACUGGUUUUGAAAACCGAGACUUAUUUUUUUCCACCACUGUUAACCCGCGAAAACACAUUCUGUGUGAACGGACAUUUAUUGCGGUAGUUAACCGAUGUCAGUUUAACCAACUUUAACCAGCUCAGUAGGACCCUCAACGAACUACACAGUAACCCGACCCCAGAAGAAGACAAUUAUACCAAUGCAUAGCAGAACUGCGAUGUGUAUUUGCGCUGCAGUUAUGAAUUCCUGACAAGUUACCGAUGCAGCAAUAUGCGAAACCGGCUAAAAGCAUUUGUGUUCACGUACUUGCGUAGCGUGUGUCUUGGGUCUAAGUGUUCCCGAGUGUCUUGUUUGCAAACCGGUCUCAAAUCGAUCCAGUCCUGAGGUGUUGGAAGAAUGUAUUCUAGGGUGAAAUUAUUACUCCGUUACUGACUAUUGUGAAUUGGCUCGAAGGAACACAUCAAUUUUGUGUGUCGUGAACUAGUGUAUUAUUUAUUGUUUAAACACUAAAUUAUUCAUUUGUGUAUUAAAUUGAUACUUCUAUAUUUAUUAUUAAAUAUGUAAACAUAGGUCUAACUGUUGUGCUGAAAUAUUUGGUUAUCUUUCCUAGAUAACGGUCAAUCAUCGCAGAUGAUUGCUCAGCUGGCAUAUUUUGAUGACGCAUGUGAUAAUAUGCACUUUUAUGCUCAGUAAGCAAGUAGCUAGUUUGUCUCACUUCUUUGUAGAUGAGAGCGUAACUUGCUUCAAGUUCUGACCUCAUUGAAACUUCUCACAUGCUGCUGUCAGUUAGCCGUAGUUUGUUAGGUAAACGCAUUUAGCACAACGGUUUGGUCGAAUGAAAAGAAUCAAACAAUCCUAGUGUUCCUAUAUAUAUAUAUUGUGCUGAAACAUGGAUGCAAUGUUUUAGAUUUUUUUUAUUUAGGACUCCAGUAUGUGAAUUAAUCUCUUAAUGCUUAAAAAAAGAGUUUGCCCCAAAAAUGAAGAGUCUGUCAUUUACUCACCCUCUUACUUUCUUUAUUUCUACGGAGCAUAAAAGGAGAAAUCGAUCAAAGUGUUGAUUGUUCCAGAAUCUGAGACUCCAAAAAUGAUUUUAAAAAAUGGUGUCAAAUAUAUUAUUUGGCUUUACAAGAUACUCCAACUUUACAAGUACCCCCAAAAUAAUUUUUUUAUAUUAUUAUUUUAUUUUAUUCGCAUAAUUUCCUUUCAUUGUGAAACACCAGGCUGAAUCUGCCGUGUGCUUUGUUCCACGAAAGAAGGAAAGUCACAAAGGUUUUGAACGGCAUAAAUAAAAAUAAAAGCAAUGUCAGAUUUUUCAUUUUUGGAUCGAUUCAGUGGAUGAUUUAUUUUCUUUUAAUUGAUGUACAAAGCUUUCGAUUUCGUCGUGCCGAGAGUAAAACGAGCUUCAUUGUUUCAGCGAAAUCCUAGAAAGAGAACAGCCAGUUUUGAUAAUCAAGUGUCCAAAUGUGAAAGACGGGAGAAAAUCAUCUUCUGAAUCCUUUUUGAGCGCUUACUUUCUGUCCUCUUCUGCCAUGCCACUCAGUUUUAAGUAUUUAUUUUGCUUGUGUAAUUUGAACGGCAUCAUAUCGUUCUUUUCCUGCUCUCUUUAAUCGAUUUCUAAUAUCUUUCUGAUCUAUUUUUGAACAAAGGACUUGCAGCACAUUGCAAGUGUUUCGCCGAACUGUUUGUUGAACGACUUCUGAUUUCUACCUGUUAGAGGUGUGAUUGCACAUGGUCGUGUUUAUAUGGGCUACGUCGAAAAACAUGACCUUCAUUUUCUAACUGAGAGAGAGAGCAUAGUUUCAAAAGAAAUCCUACCUGUUAAUAAGACAAGCUUGUCCGAUGACUUUAUUUUGGUGUUUUAAAGUUGUGCAAACACUGUACAGUUGAUGUGAACCUAGCUCCUGUUUAUAAUUAGCCCAGCAAUAUGCUUUUUCACACAGUUGUGAUAUAAAGCGAAUGCUUUAUUGUUAUAAACAUGGCCACUGAGAUCUGAUUGCCUAUAGUUACUGCACACGGUUUCUCUAAGCUUGUAAAUGCGGUGGGUUUAUUCGAAAAGCCGCAAGCUCCUUUGUGUUUGUGUGCUUUUAGAGGUUUAUUCUGAGGCCAGUCUCGCAAAAACCUGUAAAGAACAUAUUCCAUUUCAAGUCAGCAGAAAGAAAUAUAUAGCUAUAUUUUCGUAAAUAAAAUGAGCCUUAUCUAAUGGCUAUUAUUUUAUAAUUUCUUUGCGUAACUUUGAUUGCAAUGAAACAUUGUUCCCAUUAAACCCCCCCCCACAAUAUUUCUUAUCGUAAUGCAGAUCCAAUGAGAGUAAAGCAUCCUCAUGCAGUUUUGACAUUGUCUGUUAAACAAAGUCAAGGCUUCAUUUUCUCUGUUUAAAAAAUACAUGAAAACUCUUUCACUUGAUUUUGAAUGUGAAUAGCGACAUGUUUUCGUGAGAUUGGCCCUCUUAAUGAGACCAAGCAUUGAUUUGCUGUGUAUGAAUCCAGUGAUUUAAUUAAAGAGGAAUACCUGGUUGUGCAAGAA
Messenger RNA from Puntigrus tetrazona (Sumatra barb), 4868 nucleotides. RefSeq names its product proline-rich transmembrane protein 1 (gene prrt1). Lineage: Eukaryota; Metazoa; Chordata; Actinopteri; Cypriniformes; Cyprinidae. The record is from RefSeq and is a predicted model, not a curated record. Gene Ontology annotation, cellular component: membrane.